Messenger RNA from Haliotis rufescens (red abalone), 2567 nucleotides. Its product is annotated as transcription intermediary factor 1-alpha-like. Gene Ontology annotation, cellular component: chromatin; nucleoplasm. Gene Ontology annotation, biological process: positive regulation of DNA-templated transcription. The coding region runs from base 339 to 2360 and encodes 673 amino acids. Gene Ontology annotation, molecular function: ubiquitin-protein transferase activity; zinc ion binding. NCBI's taxonomy places the organism in Eukaryota, Metazoa, Mollusca, Gastropoda, Lepetellida, Haliotidae. The record is from RefSeq and is a predicted model, not a curated record. The transcript has 7 exons.
CCUUCUACAUACAGAAAACUGUUUGAUAUUCAGGUCAAAACGUACAUGUAUAUGUCUAAAUAAUACCAGGAUGCUGAAGGUUGUACCUAUACCUUUAUUCUACAAGGUAUAGACAUGAUAUUAGUGUUAGCUGACUGCCACACAUACCUAGUUUCGUUUUACAACGAGGUCGGGCUUCAUUGAAACAAGUCAUAAAACACCUUUACCGUCAGCAGUGUACAGUAAAAUAUCGUGUCGCCGUGUUUGAUAGUGGUAGAAAACAUGUAGUUGCUAACGCUACACCGAUACUGGUUGUAUUUAGACGACAAACACAUACAGAAGGAACAUUCUGUGUGAGAAUGGACACCUACCCGAAGUGUUCCGUCUGUCAUCAGGAGUUUACACUGAAAGGUCCAGUCCCCUACUUACUGCCCUGUCUACACGCUGUGUGUGAGAAGUGUGUGAAAUCUGCGGCUGCUGGUGUGAUAUCAUGUUCUACAUGUCAGAGGGAGGUCAACCUCACAGAAACAAUUAUCCAGAAGGAUGCAGUCAGACAGAAGGAAAUAUUCUACCUGACCAUCAAACAUCGCCCCACAGAGCUCCUCUGUACACAUGAAGAUGACGGGAACCAGGCUGUGUGUUGGUGUCAGGAGUGUGAAGAGCUCCUCUGUGAAUACUGCCAGAAUAUGCACAGCAGCGUCAAACUUUCCAGAAAUCAUGCUGUGCACAACUUUGGGGAUAUAACCCCCAAAAACCUUGAAAAUGAAACCAAUUGCAAUAUUCACGAACGGUAUCCACUUGAUUUGUUUGACAAAAGCUGCUACAUGUGUAUCUGUUGCCAAUGCAGGAGAGAAGAGCACGCGGAUCACGAGGUUGUUUACCUGGAUGAAGCUGCUGAAGGAGUUACACAGCGGAUUGAACAACACAGGAAAGAUCUGUCGGCGUUACUGUCUCGUCAGCAAACACACCUUCAGAGUAUCAGACAAGAAACACAGUUGACCAACAGGACACAGGACACAUUGAGGAAGACAAUAGAACAUACUUUCCGGUCUUUAAGAUCACACCUUGACCAGAGGGAGAAGGAACUCCUGAUGUAUCUUGAAAGUCAAACGAGGGAAACCAAGGCAACUCUUCAUGCUCUUGAAACCUCAUGCGAAGAGCAUCAUGCAAGAUGCACCAACAUUUCAGGUUACAUCCGGAAAUGUCUUCUCUAUGCUUCAACAUCAGUCCUCCUGCAGCUGGAGACCACUGUUGAGGGGAUGACUCGGACCUGUCUAGAAACUGCUUCACCUGGAACACAUGAUGUACCUGAAGCUGUCUUCAAUACCAAUGGCUUGUCCAAACUGAAAUCAGAUCUGUCUGGAUUUGGUAACAUCACUACCUUGAAAGAAGAUUCAGAAGGGGGAACACCUGAGGACAAGCAAACACAAACUGAUGAUGACUAUUUGGCGGACCUGGAACAGAAACACGAAAUGGAGCUUGCAAAGCUGGAGUCAAAUAUUGCUUCACACAAUGAAAGAACUGAACAACUUCAGCAGCUAACAGACAAGCUGAAUGCCGAAGCAAACAACAUGAAAUUGAUGCUGGCUGAGAAACAUCAAACCUGCCAGGUCGCCUUAGAAACCAUUAAUCGUCUACAAACAUUCUUGAUAGGUUUCCCAGCUGAAGGCUGUGUUCAUCUGCUGAAGACAGGUGUAGUAGACAGACGCAUGGUCCUGAAUUGUUUACACCUAAAGUAUGACAAAGACAGUGUCAAUCUAGACAAAGUCCACAUCAACACAGAAGGAGACCUGGUCAACAGGAAGUCGGACACCAGACCUGCAGGGGAGGGGAUGCUGAAGUACUACUGGGGCACAUGUAGCACUGGCCCCCUCCACCGGGCUGGCAGUCCCCAGUACUGGGAGAUGGAAUCAAGGAUCAGCCUAGAUAAAACACUCACAAGGAACGAGCACAUCCUGAAGGUUGGUGUGUGCAGGGAGGAGCAGAUGGACUGGUAUUGGAGAGGUGGACGUUCCAGCUCCUACAGCAUGGCCGUCGCCCACUGUACUACACACGGUGGGAUAUGCAGGAGGACAUGGACGGAGGGGGAGUAUGUGCGGUGUCUGCCUGACACUCUCCCCAACACAGCAGGGGCAUCACACACACUACAUUACGGUGUUGUCUAUGAUGACGCCAGGAAGAAGAUUGUCUUCAUUGAUGUGAAGGAGAAUAAAGUGAUAUCGACGUUAAACAAUGUAGACUCCAGUCAGCCACUGUGGCCGAUGUUCGGGGUGUAUAGCCAACGUCUCCUCACUGUCAGCAUGACACUUGUAGUGGGCAGCGACAUCAACAUGACAAAGGAGAAGAAAGCCAUGAUUGUCAAGGCACUGUCGUGGUGGUGACAAUGAUUGUCGAGGCACUGUCGUGAUGAUGGCAAUGAUUUUCAAGGCACUGUCGUGAUGGUGACAAUGAUUGUCAAGGCACUGUCGUCAUGGUGGCAAUGAUUGUCAAGGCACUGUCAUGAUGGUGACAAUGAUUGUCAAGGCACUGUCGUCAUGGUGGCAAUGAUUGUCAAGGCACUGUCUUGAUGAUGGUGAUUAUGAACACAA